GCUCGAGCAACCGAAGCAAUGACACACAUCCGAGUCUAGGAGAAGAAGAGAAGUGAGCGAGGGAAGGGAACAUAAACAUGAGAAGUGGAACACAGCCGUUCAUUCUGCUCUAAAUCUGCUGUUUUACAGACUGAGAAGCAGCAAGCAGGAGGAAUUACUCCAGGAGAAACUACGGACAUACUAUUGUAAAGAUGGAGAUUAAGGAAGAACCCUGCAGAAUAAAAGAUGAAGAUACAGAGGAACAAAUAGACCCGAUGGAAGUGAAUGAAGACAAACAGCAACAAUUUCAAAAACCUCAUAAUUUCACAAAUGAAGAUGGAAAUGCAGUUGUUUCACAGACUGAAGAGAAUUUCACACAGAAACAAGCUGGAAAAUCUGGAGUCAAAGGAUUUUUCACCUGCUCUGAGUGUGGAAUGUUUUACGUGCACAAAUCAGACCUUAAUAAACACAUGAAAUCUCACACUGGAGAAAAUCUGUUCACAUGCUCUCAGUGUGGAAAGAGUUUCAGUCAAAAAAGAAACCUAGAAGAUCACAUGAGGAUUCACACUGGAGAAAAACCGUUCUCAUGCUCUCAGUGUGGAAAGAGUUUCCUUCAUAAAGGACACCUUAAGAUACACAUGAGAGUUCACACUGGAGAAAAACCGUUCUCAUGCUCUCAGUGUGGAAAGAGUUUCGUUCAUACAGGACACCUUAAGAUACACAUGAGAGUUCACACUGGAGAAAAACCGUUCACAUGCACUCAGUGUGGAAAGAGUUUCAAUCGCACAGGACACCUAAGAUAUCACAUGAAAAUUCACACUGGAGAAAGGCCUUAUACAUGCUCUCAGUGUGGAAAGAGUUUUGUUUACAAAAACAUUCUCAAAGAGCAUCUGCUCUCUCACUCUGGAGGGAAGCCAUUCAGCUGUGAUCAGUGUGAGAAAACAUUUGUUUAUUUAUCUAGCUUAAAAAAACACCUUAAAGUUCACACUGGUGUGAAACCUCACGUUUGUUCUGUAUGUGGAAAGAGUUUUUCGCGACUGGCGACUUUAAGAGUGCAUGAGAGUAUUCAUACUGGUGUGAGACCUUAUUUGUGCUCUGACUGUGGGAAUGCCUUUAUUACAUCAGGUGCAUUAAAACAACACCAAAGAAAUCACACUGGAGAGAAACCGCAGUGCUCUUCAUGUGGGAGGAGUUUCACCCAAUUAUCUACACUACAGAAACAUAAGAAAAAGCAUUGCCCGAAGGUGUCUAAGUGA
This is a messenger RNA of Rhinichthys klamathensis goyatoka, 1235 nucleotides long. Its product is annotated as gastrula zinc finger protein XlCGF8.2DB-like. The transcript is spliced from 3 exons. Gene Ontology annotation, biological process: regulation of transcription by RNA polymerase II. NCBI's taxonomy places the organism in Eukaryota, Metazoa, Chordata, Actinopteri, Cypriniformes, Leuciscidae. Gene Ontology annotation, molecular function: DNA-binding transcription factor activity; RNA polymerase II cis-regulatory region sequence-specific DNA binding. The record is from RefSeq and is a predicted model, not a curated record. The coding region runs from base 192 to 1235 and encodes 347 amino acids.